AGUUCUGUCGAGUUCGAGCUGAUUCAGCUGAUGCCGUUCCCCAUCGCCGACAUUUUCUCUGCGUUCUGGUCCAUUGCCGAGAUGGAAGGCUCUCCUGACGGCGAAAAUGCUGUUGCCAUGCAGCUAUCAAGAGACGUGUACGCUGUGAACGCGCAUAUGAGAGUGAGCCUCGAGAGCGGAAAUGUCAUCGACAUCCACAGCUCCAGUGUGCUCAAGCGGUUCGUUACGUCAGACGGAGUUGUCAUCCUGAAAGACUCCAACUGGAAAGCCGACCACCCAGACACAAGCGCGUGGUGCCUCACGACGCAAGAAGGAGGCAGCUUUGGCAUGCGCGACUACGGCGACUCGAGUGGUGUUUGUCAGCUUCGAUCUGUGCUUCGACUUCAACCGGUGGCCUUCAGAGCACAGGCAGUAAACGAAGUGGUGAUCCCGUCCUUCCGGGAGCUUGCGAUCUCGCGCGACCAGUUCGUUGAGAACGCCUUGUUCGAC
Messenger RNA from Phytophthora sojae, 489 nucleotides. RefSeq lists its product as hypothetical. Lineage: Eukaryota; Oomycota; Peronosporomycetes; Peronosporales; Peronosporaceae. The annotation marks the transcript as partial. The record is from RefSeq and is a predicted model, not a curated record. The transcript has a single exon.